Molecule: messenger RNA, 3384 nt
Organism: Dictyostelium purpureum
Lineage: Eukaryota; Evosea; Eumycetozoa; Dictyosteliales; Dictyosteliaceae
Exons: 4
Coding region: 1-3384 (1127 amino acids)
Biological process (GO): regulation of transcription by RNA polymerase II
Source: RefSeq, a predicted model, not a curated record
AUGCAAAAAGAAGAUAAUAAUAAUAAUAAUAACAAUAAUAGCAAUAAUAAUAAUAACAAUAAUAACAAUAAUAAUAACUACAAUAAUUAUAAUAACCAUAAUAACAAUGAAAUGAAUAACAAUAAUAAUUAUUAUAAAAAUAAUAACAACUAUUAUGAUAGAAAUAAUAAUAUUCAAAGGUAUAAUAAUAAUAGGGAUUAUAGAGAAAAUAGAGGCAGCAACUAUGUAAAUAAUAAUUAUAGAAACAAUAAUUUUAAUAGAAAUAAUAACAGAGGUAUCGAUAGAGAGAGAAUAAGAGAUGAUAGCUCAAGAACAAAUAAUAACAAUAGCUAUAGAGAUCGCGAUAGAGAAAGAGAAACAUUUAUUGGUGAUGAAAAUUUUAAUAAUAAUAAUAAUAAUAAUAACAAUAACAACAACUAUAAUUCAACAAAUAGUCGGGAAAGAAAGACCAAAGUUGAUUGGGAGGUUUCAGACUCACCAUUAAAAAGGAGAAAACAAGAUGAUGAAGACUUUGAAGAUAAACACAUGCCUUAUCAACAGCAACAACAGCAACAACAGCAACAACAACAACAACAAUAUAAUAAAAGAAAUUAUAAUAGAUCAAGAUCACCCUCUCCAAAUUUACAUAGACAACAAAGCCUAUCGCCCUCGAGAAAUCAAUAUUAUAAUAAAAAUAGACUCUCACAAUCAAACUCACCCCCACAUUUAGAAAGAAGCAAUAGUAAUAGUAGUUUAAAUAGUAGUGGGGGUUUUAAAGAUAAUAGUACCGAAAAAAAUGAAUCUUAUAAUAGUAAUAAUAUGAAUACGAUUAACAAUAGUAAUAUUAAUGAAAAUACCACAAACUCUACAAAUAUCAAUACACCCAAACUACCAGUAACACCAAUGUUAGAAGUUGCAAUUAACCAACUAGCCAACUCAUCUCUAAUCACUUCAAAUCCGAAUACACCAAGUGUUAAUAAAGAAAAUUCCAAUAUUAAAAUGGAAAGUUUAAAUUUAAACAAUAAUGAUAAAUCAACUGAUAACCCACAAUCAAUUGAUAAUGAAUCGACCAAUAAAACAGAUCCACAAUCAAAAUCUAUGAAUCCCUUAUUUUUCGGUUGGGGUAAAGGUUUGGCAUCAGUAGCUAAAGAUCCAAAUCAAUCAAAUGAACAACAGAGUGAACAAAGUGAACAAACUAAUGAACAAGAACAACAAACAAAUGAACAAUCAACUAAUGAAGAAAACUCAGAGUCAAAACCAAAAUCAACAGAAAUAAUUAAUGAAAAUAUUAAUUAUAAUAAUGAAAACCACAGUUCUCCAAUAUUAAACCAACCUUCAUCAUCACCAACCAUACCAGAAGUUAACCUAACAUUAGACUCCACUACUAAUUUAAUGCCAUCUCUUUCAUUAUCAUCACCACAAAUCCAGCCAGUCUCACCAACAAUACCCCAGUUUCGUAAUAAUCACUCAGGAGGGCCGUCAUUGAUGUCAAAUUUACAAAAAUCACCACCUUUAACAAGUACCAGCGAUUAUGGUAACCAACAACAAUAUUAUAACCAACAGCAACAACAACAACAACAACAACAACAAUAUCAGGAACAUCAAAAUCAACAACAACAAUAUCAACAACAGCAAUAUCAGCAACAACAACAAUUCCAGAAUCAAAAAAACUCAUUAAUUCAAUCACAUGAAGCAUCAAUGACACAAUAUGAAAAUGAAAUUGAAAUUGCAAAAAAUCAAUUGAAUAAAAUUAAUGAAAAAUUAGAAAAAUAUAAAUCCAAAGAAGAAGGAUUGAACCAAAAAAUAAAAGAAAGAGAAAUAAAACAACAAGAAGAGGAAUUAGAGCAACAAGAAAAAGAAAAAAAAGAAUUAAAGAGAAAACAAUUACAACAAGAGAAAAAAGAAAAACAAAAACAACAAAUUGUACCAACAAUCAAACAAAUUUUUGGCGAUGCUGAACAAGACAUCUACGAAGAGAAUAGAGAUUUAGCGAAAUUUUCACACUCUAAAAUAUUUUUUCAAAAAUGUUUCAAGGUGUUUGAUCCAACCAACAACAACAUAAAUGUAAAAACCAACGAAAAAAAUAGAGACCACUCUGACUCUAUGCCUAUAAGAGAGAUGAUUUGUAGCGAUGUAACAGAUUUCCCUAUAUAUUAUGAAAAUAUGAAAGAGCACGAAGAUAUUAAAGGCAACAUGAAAAAAAUUCUACGAAAGAGACAAAAACAACUAAAGAGAUAUAACGAUAAACAGGUCAAAAUGUACAACUCUGCAAUUAGCACAUUCAAAAAGAAACUCGAUAAAUUAGAUGAAAAGUAUGAUUUAGAGCAACAACAACAAGAACAAAAGCAAUUACAAUUACAACAACAAGCUUUACAACAAAAACAAAGAAAAUCUGGUACCUCCACUCGUCCAGAUUUAAGAACCAAUACUUCAACCUCAAGAAAUGUUUUGACUCGUCGUAGCAAUAUUUCAGAUAUAGUGCCAGAUGAUGAACUAUUCAAUGUUAUACAGCAACUCAAUAAGCAGGAUGCUCAAGAAGACCCACUUGGUAGAUAUCAACAAAUGAUGGCUACUAUUCCACCAAUGCUCUCACCAUACGAAAGAAAUAUACACUAUUAUAACUUUAAUGGCUUUAUAGUUGAUCCUAUUGCCUCUGAAAAACAAAGAAAAUCCCUCAUUGUUUGGACCGAUGAAGAAAAACAGAAAUUUGUAAAGAAAUACCUUCAAUAUCCAAAAAAGUUCUCCAAAAUAGCCUCAUUCUUUGAAAAUAGAACCACCGAAGAAAUGAUCGUUUUCUAUUACAACAAUAAAAAAACUUUAAACCUUAAACAAAUGCUAUUAGAGUCGCAAACAAAGAAACGUGGUAGAAAAUCAACUCCAUUCGAUCCAAUGAACUAUUUAGCAUCUGAUAAAGCAGCAACCAACUUUUUAGGUAUAAAUUCGAGCACCAGUCAAAGCAAUAAUGUUGUAAAUUCACCAAUAUUAACACCAAAAGGUAGAGCUGGAAGAGUUGCAAAAAAGCCUGCUGGUUCUAUAAAUACAACAACAACAACACCAGCAUUAAAUGAAUAUUUAGAGUCACCACUUUUAUCACAAACAUCAAUUCCAACUACACCAAGAUUAACUGCAAGAGAACAAAUGAUAAUUGCAACCAACAUUAGCAUAUGGACUGAUCAAGAAAGGGAACUAUUCAAUAUAGCAGCAAAUAAAUUUGGUUCUGAUUUUAAAUCAAUUGCAGAUUACAUUUCAACUAAAAGUGUGAGUCAAUGUAGAAGUUAUUAUUAUAAUUCAAAAAGAAAACAAUCGAUUUCAAAUUCAACCUCUUCGUCAUCAAAUAAUUUAUUACCAAUACCAAAAAUAGAAAGAGAAAGAGAAAAAGACAAAGACAAAGAUAAAAAGAAUUAA